Thrips palmi is the source of this 1410-nucleotide messenger RNA. RefSeq names its product LIM/homeobox protein Awh (gene Awh). Gene Ontology annotation, molecular function: DNA-binding transcription factor activity, RNA polymerase II-specific; RNA polymerase II transcription regulatory region sequence-specific DNA binding. The transcript is spliced from 7 exons. NCBI's taxonomy places the organism in Eukaryota, Metazoa, Arthropoda, Insecta, Thysanoptera, Thripidae. Gene Ontology annotation, cellular component: nucleus. Gene Ontology annotation, biological process: neuron differentiation; regulation of transcription by RNA polymerase II. The record is from RefSeq and is a predicted model, not a curated record. The coding region runs from base 252 to 1364 and encodes 370 amino acids.
CUGACAGACCUCGGACGCGCGACGCAGCCUCCACGCCGAGGCCGAGGACGCCGCCGUGAAGUACCGCGAAGUACCCGCGAAGUACCCGGGGAGCAUCCGCGAAGUGAGGCAUCGCGGGGCAGGACGACGAGUGCUGCAGUGUGGUGGUGACAGUGUCGUAGAGUGCAGUGUGUGUGUGAGUGUGUGUGGUGCCGACCGCCACGGCCGCCACCAUCAUCGGCACCACGGCGCUGCAGCCCCAGAAAGCCUUCAUGUGGAACCUCGACUUUCGGGAGGCUCCGACCACGGACCUCAACAAGAACGACAUCAGUAUGAAGGUGUCCGUGGGCUCAGUGGGCGCGGUGUCGAGGAAGCGGCGGUGGAGCGACGCGGACGAGGAGACGACGCCCGCGUCCAACCCCAGCAGCCCGACGUCCAGCCCGCUGCCCGCCAGGGCCACCACCGCGGAGCCCGCGCUGCCGUCCCAGUCGCAGUCCGAGUCCGGGCAGCACGGUGCGCACGGUGCGCGGGUGUGCGCCGAGUGCGUGCAGCGGAUCACGGACCAGUGGGUGCUGCAGGUGUCGGAGCGCUGGUGGCACGUGCGCUGCCUGCGCUGCUCCGUGUGCCGCGUCGCCCUGGACCAGGAGCCCAGCUGCUUCAUGCGCGACGACCAGCUGUACUGCCGGGCCGACUACUCCAAGAUGUUCGGCGCCAAGUGUUCCAAGUGCUGCCGCUCCAUCUCGGCCAGCGACUGGGUGCGCAAGGCGCGCGACCUGGUGUACCACCUGGCCUGCUUCGCGUGCGACGCGUGCCACCGCCAGCUGUCCUCCGGCGAGGAGUUCGCGCUGCUCGAGAACCGCGUGCUGUGCAAGACGCACUACCUGGAGACCAUGGACCUGGGCAGCACCUCGUCCGACGAGGGCGGCGACUCGGAGGGCUACCACAAGAACAAGGCGAAGCGCGUCCGCACCACCUUCACCGAGGAGCAGCUCCAGGUGCUGCAGGCCAACUUCGUGCUGGACUCGAACCCGGACGGGCAGGACCUGGAGCGCAUCGCGCAGGUCACGGGGCUGAGCAAGCGGGUGGUGCAGGUCUGGUUCCAGAACGCCAGGGCGCGACAGAAGAAGCACCUGCACAACAACAAGAUCAAGUCGCAAGCACACCACCCCGCGGCGCACCUCUCGCGGGACUCGUCGGACGGAUCCUUCGGCGGCCACAUCAACCUGCACCUGACGUACUCGUUCAGCGGGCAGCAUGGCAAGCCGCCGCCGCCGCCGUCGUCGCAGCAGUUCUACCACCCCGACCACGCUACACCCUCUGAGGCGUCCUCCAUGGACGAGCUCUCGCAGGACUCCAUGCUGCACUGCAUGAAGUCCGAAGUAUGAGAGGACGCCCUGGGGGCCCAGGCCUCGGCCCAGGCCGUGCGCGCCC